AUGUCUGAGACAGGCGAGAUGUGUCACGGCUCGACGCGCACCAUGCGGAAGGCAGCUGGGGCAGGUCUGUCGGGUCCAGAUGCAACCAAGUGCUCGCGGCGCGGGCAGCUGUCCAUGUCCCAGGGCCGUCGAUGGCGAGAUACCUCCAAACGUCGGCGGGGAUGGGCACCCCGUCAUCGAUGGAGCUCCGCCUCCACCUGGUGGGUGGCCCUGAUGUGUUUGGUUCUAUCGUGGGCCUCGCCGGCCACAGCAGCGCUGCUGACUUUCGACAACUGCCUGAGCAAGACGAUCCUCGAAUCUAACCCGCCACAGCUGCAAUACAUCCCGCUCGACGUCGCCGUCACGUUCAACCUGUCCAACCCUUUACAGCCGCUGAAUGUCACGGUCUAUGGAAAUGUGUCGGGCACGGCCGACGGCUCUACGGCUCCCGCGUGGACAGAUUCGUCGUGGACUAAUCAGAGCUCGACCGAGGGGAAGAUCGUGGAUUUGAGCAGCAGCAACAACAAGUACAGCACGCUGAUUACCUCAUUUGAUGUGCUGGGCUUCUCGGCCUUCAGCAAUGCGUCGCGCUUCUGCCAAUCGCUGUCACAGGGCGAAUGCCCGCUGGGCCCCGUCUUCAAUUAUAACUUGAGUGAUUUGAGCACCCUGCGGGCUUUCUCAGUUCAACAUGAUAUGGCCUCGACGUAUCGCUUUUCCACCAUCACACCGACGUUUACCAUCCGAUCUGGCGACGCGUCGGCGGCCGAGCUUGGUUGCAUCACGGUCGCCAUUACACCAGACUUGGGCUCGCCCCUCAAGGAUGCCUUGACUUAUGUGCCCCUGGUGAUCCUGCUGUUGGUUGGGAUUGCCACCGUGACGGCGGCGAUUUACAGCCCUUGGGGAACAACAGAUAUCUUCCGGUGGACGAGCAAUUACGGCCGCGACGAGGACGUGCUGCGAUUAGUGACUCCGGGGUUUGCGGAUUGUCUGCAGUACCUCCAAUUCGUCGUCUUGACUGGGUCACUGUCAUUGGAUUACCCUGGUUUUUUUCAGCCUGCAGUCAGUCACGGCUCCUGGUCGGUCCUGAUGUUCAACCAGAGCUUUGUUCAUCCGGACGGCGGCAAUAAUCCCGUUGUGGAUGGUGUCUAUGCAAUCAAUGGCACAUAUGGGCUGGACCGAAUGAACCAGCUGGUAGGCAUGGCCACCACCCGCGAUAUCUGGCCGGGCAUGAUGGUAUGGACGGUGGUCAUCUUGGCCAUCAUAACAGUCCUCUGUCAGGCUGGCUUUGGGCUGCGCUGGCUUCACCGCGAACUCGCACACAACACGGAGCAGGACCUGCGCGCCAAGAAUAUGCCCUUUACCGUUGGCAACGUCAUUCGCAUCGUCUUCAACUACCUUCUUCUGCCCAUCGUUUCUCUCUCCUUCUUCCAACUUGUCAUUGCCAAAGGCUCGCCCGCUUACAGCGUUGCUUUGGCGGCCGUGGUCAUCAUUAUUGUCAUUUGCUUCUCCAUCUGGCUUAUUCGCGUGAUCGUGUCCACUCGGCCGAAAUCCCAUCUCUUCGACGACCUCCCGACUGUCCUUUUGUAUGGACCUCUCUAUAACACCUACUGCGACGAUGCCGCCGCCUUCGCUAUGAUUCCCAUAUUCCUCAACUUUGCUCGCGGUGUUGCCAUCGGAGCUCUUCAGCCAUCAGGCAUCGCCCAGGUCGUCAUGCUAGCCAUCUGCGAGGUCGUUUCCGUCCUGACGCUGAUAGCCUUCCGGCCCUUCCCUUCGCCCACGCAUAUGAAUCUGUACCACAGCAUUUUCUCAUGCAUCCGAUUCCUUACCAUCCUUCUCAGCGUGGUCUUCGUCCCCUCUCUCACCGUGUCCUCUACCGCACGGGGUUGGAUCGGCUAUGUGAUCCUCCUCCUGCACGCCUUAGUUCUCGUCUUUGGAUUCUUCCUCAAUGCCCUGCAGACGCUGAUCGAGGUCCUGGCACGACUCGCGGGUGCCGGUGGCGCCACCCGUGGUGGUCUGGUGAAGGUCUUUGGCAUGCGGCAGCUGUCAAGGCGUGUGCCGCGCCAGGAUCUCGCCCGGCAAAGCAUGGGCUCGGAGGCGGCGAUGUUGGCACAUGCUGAUGACCGACUGUCCUCCCAGUUUGAAGGCUCACGGCCUCGCAGCUUGUCCGGCAGCUCUGGGCUCCUACUGAACCGUGCGACAGCCAGUGAGGGGCGCGCCAGUGCAAUCCUGGAUUAUGCCAGCUCCCAGGGUGGUGGCUCACACAGUCGUGCCCCAAGUGGUAAUCUAUAUACGAAUUCUCCUACCGCUUACACAGGUGCUGGUGGGUAUUCCAGCGGAUCGCCGAAUAGUAGCACGUUCAUUGCUGCACACCCGCGGGAUCCAUACUAUCGGCCGCCUAGGCCUGGUCGACGGACCUCGCAAGGUGACUCCUUCGACCGGGGCAAGAGGAGCUCGAGGUCGUUCUUGAAGGGCAAUCGCAGACAUGAUGAAGAGCACAUCGGCGAUAUGGCCCCGAUGUCUGGUCGUGGCACGCCUGUCCCUGCUUAUCUACCAGCACCGAAGGAUGAUAUGGAGAUGGACGACACGGGACAAGGAAAGGACUAUGCCGUUCGUGAAGUCGACUUCUACUACCGCGUUCGUGGGCCUCCGCUCUCGCAUACCGGUACCCGCAAGUUGAAGACUGGACCUGCCGAUCCUACAGGGCCCGUUUCCUCUGCGACAGGCUGGUUCCGCAACGUAUUCCAGGGAAAGACCAAGGAUAAGGGCAAGGGCUUCGAGGUUGUCCGGAGUGCCAGGGCGCCUCCUCCGGGGCUUUUCCCGGAGGCCGACUACAACGAGCCAUAUCACGAUGACCCGGAGGAUAUUGCGGCUGGUGCUGCGGCUCACUCUCGCAAUGUGUCCGCCGGCGAAGCUCCCUAUCGUGAUUCUGAAGGCGAUCACGGCGAACAUGGGGUCGAGCGGGAACCUCGGCAGUCCAGCGAUGCCCAAGGGGCUCCGGUCCUGCCUGAGGUAAAUACCGUCGGCGGCAUCGAGCUACCCAGCCGUGUCGGAUCUCGUCGCACACAGGCAGCAUCUGAGUACGGCACGGAGCAAGUUGCGCAGGCCUUGUCCGCUGUCACCGAGGCCUCCUCUCCCCCAUCAAAAAGCGUUCGAUCUCACUCGGAUCAGCAUCUCCAGGCCUCUUCCCCCACCACCGCACGACUUCCUUUCAGCAGUAGUAGCUCGGCAUCCCGCGAACGGGGCCUGUCGGUAGCAUCAACCUCCGGCUCCAUGGCAUCUAGUCACAACACCAACCGCGAUGGCACUCGCACCGAGCGCCCAUCGAGCAUGGGGUAUGUCGCGCAGCAUCGCACACGCGACAACAUCCACGAAGCCAGUCCCGACGAGCCCUCCUUCACCGGCAGUGCAGCCGAACUAGUCGACGAACACGCUCACAGUGGCCACCAAAAACCUCUCUAA
This is a messenger RNA of Penicillium canariense, 3438 nucleotides long. RefSeq lists its product as uncharacterized. Lineage: Eukaryota; Fungi; Ascomycota; Eurotiomycetes; Eurotiales; Aspergillaceae. Gene Ontology annotation, biological process: transmembrane transport. The record is from RefSeq and is a predicted model, not a curated record. The transcript has 2 exons. Bases 1 to 3438 code for a protein of 1145 amino acids.